Pochonia chlamydosporia 170 is the source of this 1410-nucleotide messenger RNA. Its product is annotated as beta-lactamase. Lineage: Eukaryota; Fungi; Ascomycota; Sordariomycetes; Hypocreales; Clavicipitaceae. The transcript has a single exon. The record is from RefSeq and is a predicted model, not a curated record. The coding region runs from base 1 to 1410 and encodes 469 amino acids.
AUGACUCUCUUCGAUACCAUCGAACAACUCACCCUCGCCAAUAACCCAACCCUCUCCACACCCGCAGAAUGCCUCGCCAAAGCCGGAUCACCAAGCACUUCCAUCGCCAUCCUCGACGACGCCACCCUCUCAUCGCGCUGCUACUCAACCGUAGGCGAUGACACAGAAACCAUCUUCCAAGCAUGUAGUAUUUCCAAGCCCGUCACCGCACUAGCCAUCAUGCGCCUCAUCGACGAAGGCUACUUCACUCUCGACAGCACCAUCGCAGAGCUUCUCCCAUCGGAGAUCCUCGACAUCCUAACUGAGGAUUCACCGUCCGCGCAGAAGAAAAUCAUUGCCUCAAUUACAGUCAGGCAGCUCAUGAGCCAUACUGCGGGCUUAUCGGUCUCCGGGUUCGUAGGAUACGCCAACGGUCCGUAUCCCACGGUCCAGGACAUACUACGGGGUGCUUAUCCCGCGAAUAAUCUGCGCGUAAGGCUGGAUGCCCUCCCCGGGAGUGGAUUCAGCUAUUCAGGCGGAGGAAUCACCGUUCUCCAAAUUAUUCUUGAAACGGUGACGAAGACGGAUUUUCCUACUCUUAUGCAGGACAAGGUGCUCAAGCCGUUGGGCAUGACGCGCUCUUUCUUUGGGGAAUUGCCUCCCAGGGAAGCGAAUGCAGCUGAGUCUCAUGAGACGGGAUAUACACCCUCUUGGACGACGCAUCAUUUCCAGCCUGAGUACGCGGCCGCUGGACUCUGGACAACACCCACGGAUCUUCUAAAAGCAGUGGCAGCGGUUCAACGGUCCCUAGAAAAGGACGACUUUCUCAAGAAAGAAACUGCGGAAACAAUGCUCACUAAACUUGAUAAAGAUUCAGGCAUUGCUCUAUCGUGGUUCAUUGCCGGUGAAAACGACACAAACUUUGCGCAUGGGGGCGCAAACGUCCCCGGAUUUAGAUGCAUGGUUGUCGGGUUCGCUGAGCCCGGGCCCAAGAAGUCAGGUAUAGCUGUCAUGACAAACUCAUCUGAGGGGACGGAUGUGCUUUGGAGAGUUUGUCUUGCGGCGGCGUAUUUGAAGAAGUGGCCUCUGGUGGCUAGUAUUCCUUCGUUGAAGAUGGUGACGCCGCUGUGGGAUAUGAAUGCUGUUGUUGGGAACGGUUGGAGGGACUACUUGGGGACUUGGACGGAUGGGAAGGGUGAGUACCGGGUGGGUGAGGAGGAUGGGCGGCCGGUUUUGUGGUGGAAUGGGUUUGGGCCUGUGAAGUUACUUCCUGGUGCGGUGCCGGAUUCAGUGAAUGAGGGGGGUGUUUGUUGUUUUGUGCUGGAUGGGUUGAAGCUCAUGCUGCGGUUGAAAGGGGAUGGUGAUGAGAAGGUGUUGGUGUUGGAGAAUGGGUUGAAGAAGGAUACGACGGACCUGAAGAGGUCGCCAUGA